Perkinsus marinus ATCC 50983 is the source of this 219-nucleotide messenger RNA. RefSeq lists its product as hypothetical. The transcript has 4 exons. The record is from RefSeq and is a predicted model, not a curated record. Bases 1 to 219 code for a protein of 72 amino acids. NCBI's taxonomy places the organism in Eukaryota, Perkinsozoa, Perkinsida, Perkinsidae.
AUGAUUGCCCAAUGCUGUGACCAGCAGCGCGAUGCUUUGUCGACUACCCAUUCUUCGAUAUUGGUACCUGCAUUCAACGGCUGCGGGACAGCCUUCGGUGUGGUGCCGUUGAGGAAAUGCAAGUUAUUCCGAUUGAGAGGUUCAUGCCGUGUGAUAGCUAAGAAUCGCGCCGUCCGAGAUGAUGUUUUGUUUUCUGUUAUAAAUUCUACAAUCGUGUGA